CCCACCACCUAAAAAUAAACAAAUCUAUUCAGCCCCAAAAGCAUCCUCUCUCCAUGCGCAUAAUAAAACCCCUGAGACUAUACUAUUCCCUUUGUUUUCUCAUAUAUUCCCUUUUUUUCUCAAGCGCUGUAAUUGCUUAGCUACCUAGCUAGGUAGGGACAUCUCUCUCUCUCUCUCUAUGCAGCUCGGAGACACCACAGUGUUGGAAACCUCCUCCGGGGAGGCCGUGGCGGCGCUUGACGGCGGAGAGGUCAUCAUGGUGGACGCAAAUUCCGGCGAGGAGAAGAUAAAGGAGGGUGCCGGAGAAGAAGAAGGUGACAAGAUCACUAACUCUUGCGGGGGAAACAGAUGGCCACGCCAAGAAACUUUGGCUCUCUUGAAGAUAAGGUCCGAUAUGGAUGCUGUGUUUCGAGAUUCAAGUCUUAAGGGUCCACUUUGGGAACAAGUUGCAAGGAAACUAGCGGAACUGGGUUAUCACCGAAGCGCAAAGAAGUGCAAGGAGAAAUUUGAGAAUGUGUACAAGUACCACAAAAGAACCAAAGAGAGCAGAAGUGGCAAACAUGAAGGAAAAACCUAUAAAUUCUUUGAUCAAUUACAAGCCCUUGAGAACCAAUUCCCACUCUCUUACCCGCCAAAACCACUACCCACUUUGGCAACAACAACAAACACAGUGGCAUUAUUGCCACCUCCAACAACAAGGCCUAGUGACACAACACCAAUCUCUUAUGUCACCACCACUGUUCCCUCCACAAACCCUACAGUCAUAUCUCCUUCGCCACCACCACCAACCAAUGCCGCCGCCACCACCACCACCAUCACCGUCACUUCUCCAACAGUAGCAACCAACCCUAGAAACCCUCCGGAACCCAACAACAAUGAGAAUAACAAUAACAAUAACAUCCCUUUCUCUUUGCCCAACAUGAACAACCUCUUCUCAACCACUUCAACCUCUUCCUCCACGGCCUCGGAUGAGGACUUGGAAGAGAAGUACCGGAAGAAGAGAAAGUGGAAGGACUACUUCAGGAGGCUCACGAGGCAAGUCUUGGUCAAGCAAGAGGAAAUGCAAAAGAGGUUCCUCGAAGCCAUAGACAAAAGGGAGAGAGAACACGUGGCACAACAAGAGGCUUGGAGGAUCCAAGAAAUGGCAAGGAUCAAUAGAGAACAUGAACUUCUUGUUCAAGAAAGAUCAACUGCGGCAGCCAAAAAUGCAGCAGUUAUUGCUUUUUUGCAACAGUUAUCUGGUCAGCACCAAAAUCCCACAACACAAGCCGUUGCCAAUUUCUUCCAACAACCACCACCACAGCCACCACCACCACCACCACAAGCUCCACAACCACAAACACAAGUAAUGAUGUCUAAUAAUAACAACAACAUUGAAAUUCAGAAACUGAAUAAUGGUCACAGUGCGGUUGCUCCUACUGCUAUUAUUGCUGCUACUGCGACUGGUACUCCAUUGAGUUCUUUAUCUUCUUCAAGGUGGCCAAAGACAGAAGUUCAUGCUUUGAUAAGGUUGAGGACGAGUCUUGAACCUAAGUACCAAGAAAAUGGACCAAAGGCUCCAUUGUGGGAGGAUAUAUCCGCGGGAAUGUCGAGGCUCGGAUACAACAGGAGUGCCAAAAGAUGCAAGGAGAAAUGGGAGAACAUCAACAAGUACUUCAAGAAGGUGAAGGAAAGCAACAAGCAAAGGCGUGAGGAUAGUAAGACAUGUCCCUAUUUUCAUGAACUCGAUGCCCUAUACAGAGAAAAGAGCAAAACUCAGAAUCCCUUUGGCGCUUCAUUCCACAACAUGAAGGCACAUGAGAUGAUGGAGCCACUGAUGGUGCAACCGGAGCAGCAAUGGAGACCUCCCUCUGAAUAUGAACAAGGUGCAGCGAAGGAGAGCAAUGAAGGGCAAUAUGAAAGAAGAGAUAGAGAAGAAGAAGAUGAAGAAGAAGAAGAACAAGAAGAAUUAGAGGAUGAUAACGAAGAGGGAGAUCUAGAGAGUGUGGAAGAUGAAGGGGAUAGCCGUUAUGAGAUUGCGACAAAUAAACUUUCUUCAGUGGACACCGUUGAAUGAGACAAGAUAAGGAAGUUUCUGAUUGGAAGGAGAGUUUAAUUUUAGUUUUAAUAAUAUAUUUUUUGUGGGGAUUUGAAUUAUUUAAUUGAAUUUGAUUUUUGGAAUUUGGGGUUAGGAGAAAAAGGGUUGUGGCACAAACACUACCUGCACUAUAAAAUUCAAUUGUUUAAUAAUGAGGCAUGGCAUGGUGGUGCACAAGGUACCUAUCUGACACACUUUCUGAUAAUGGGCCAGCUUAAAAGCAGAUCAUUGGAGAUGUGGGUCACAUUCCGGCCGCCAUGAACUGGGAUCGAUCAUCGAUCAUCGAUCAUCGAUCAUCGAUCGUCAGAGUAAAGAUCGUUAAACACUAAGAACAGUUCACAUGGGCCAGCUAUAUAGUGGGUGUACAUGUUUUAGCGCUCAUAAAUAUAUUUAUGUGUAAAGUGUAAAUUGAAGAUGACAGAGAGAGAAUAUGAGGUCCCAUAGGAGUUUAAUAAAAUAUAGAAAUGUCACAUGCAAUGCAACUCUUGUAAUUUUCCUUUUCCUUUUCCUUUACUUUCAUUAUAUAUCACGGAACCACUGUGUAGUGCUGCUUUCAA
Molecule: messenger RNA, 2634 nt
Organism: Cajanus cajan (pigeon pea)
Lineage: Eukaryota; Viridiplantae; Streptophyta; Magnoliopsida; Fabales; Fabaceae
Product: trihelix transcription factor GT-2
Source: RefSeq, a predicted model, not a curated record